Molecule: messenger RNA, 1714 nt
Organism: Antechinus flavipes (yellow-footed antechinus)
Lineage: Eukaryota; Metazoa; Chordata; Mammalia; Dasyuromorphia; Dasyuridae
Gene: MRPL48
Product: mitochondrial ribosomal protein L48
Exons: 8
Coding region: 120-758 (212 amino acids)
Cellular component (GO): mitochondrial ribosome
Source: RefSeq, a predicted model, not a curated record
CGGGACCACAUUUUCGUGACGGACUGGUUUUAAUUCCUGUCGUCUGAGUGCGUUUCCGGUUUCUGUGGCUGCUGAGGUCUUGGGGGUCGUAAGACUGUGGAGGACCCCAACCAGGAAGGAUGAGCGGUGCCUGGGGGAAGGUGCUGUGCUUAAGGAAAGAUGCCUUUUCAAAACAGGCCCUUUCACUUGUAAGGUUUCAACUGAGAGAAGAGAAUCCCAGCUGUUCUGCAGGAAACAUUUUACUAAACACUAGCCGGUCCUACAAGUCAAAGCCCACCCAUGGCAUUGGCAAGUACAAGCAUCUGAUUAUUCCAGCUGAGUCCAAGAAGAAAAUAGGGAAGACUGAGAUGAAACCAAUUUCCCAGGGGACAGAUCACAGUUAUGGAGUGUUAAAUGUUCACCUGACAGCUUAUGACAUGACCCUGGUGGAGAACUACUCCAAGUAUGUUCACAAGCUUUGCAACGAUUACUCCAUUAAAGUGGAGGAGAGUUAUGCUCUGCCCACCAAGACCAUGGAAGUAUUGCAGAUGCAGGAGCAAAGCAACAAGAUGUUAUUGGAUUCAGUCCUUACUACCCAUGAACGAGUGGUCCAGAUCAGCAAUUUGAGUUCCACGUUUGCAGCGAUUUUCUUGGAAAUUCUUCAAAGCAAUCUGCCAGAAGGAGUCAAUCUGUCAGUAAGGGAGCACACUGAGGAGGCUUACAAAGAGCGGUUCAAAGCUCGGCCAGAAUUGGAAGAAUUAUUGGCCAAAGUGAACUAAGAGAUGGUGGAUAUGUUUGAUGUACCUGCUGAAUGAAUGAACUGCUGAAUUACAAGAUUGAAGGUGUAGUGAUGGACUCUUAGAGACCUUCAACUUCUGUUCCCUCAGCCAGAGGAGCUACCAGUUUCCUUCACUGCGUUUACUGUUUGUAAAUUAAAAAGAAAUCCUUUUCUACGUAGAGGGAUCAUCUUAAAAGUAUAAAUCAUUAAAUUUAUAUAGACUAGAGAAGAAUGGACAGUGGGGGGCAGGGCAGGAACAUGAGCCCUAUAUUCAAAAUUCUGAAGAGUUGUAAUGGAGAAAAGUGAACAUAUUGUUUUUUUUAGUAACUACCAGAAUCCUGAAUUCCAUCCCCACCUCACUUCAAGAGAUUCUCUAUGUGGCUUUUUUGAGAAAUGAUUAUUAAUAACCAAUAUCUUAGGGAGAUCAGAACUCUUUUGUUUUUCUAAAUUCCUCAUUUUUAAAAAUUCCUUUUUCUUGAAGGACAUUACUUAUAGUGAGAUUGCAUUGGCUCUUCUGAUCUUGGUCAAACAACACCCAACCUUGCAGGGAAUAUUUAAUCUAGAGAGGGGAAACCCUUUGUGUCCUACUCAAGCUUGGGUGGGAACCAAACUUUUUAUCUAAAUAGACUAGUGUUCUGAGUAGAGAUAAUUACUCCAUCCAGGGGUCACUCUCUGUCCCUCAUUGAAAAAUGUAUACAUUUUUUGAAUUGAUAGCCUAAACCCAUAGGUGGUCUGGUAUAGAGAUUUUUUCCCUAUUCAAAAGACACUCAAGCAUUCAUUUUAAUAUAGUCUACCUCUAAUCGUUAAUUAGAUUUGAUUGCUGUUUGAUGGACUACCAACUGUUUUGAAGAGUCCUGCCACCACAAUUGUCUUUGGUCUAAGAGAUACUGCCAAAUGACCAUCCUUUUAUUAUUAAGCUGCUGGCCUUAUUAAUAAAAUGACUAAAUUACCCAGAAA